AAAGAAUAAAUAUUCUUCCAUGGUGUAAGUGUAUUCCGCAUCUGCUAUGUUAUUCGUUGAAAUUAUCAUGCUCUGUCCCGUCCAGCACUGGUGCACCUGUUUGAAGUGACACCUGAGUGCGCAUGAGUGACAUGCAGGUGACCGCAGGUGACGCCGGGUGACGCGAGCAAGACUUGAGUUCGAACUGUUCUGUUAGUAUUAAUUUUUUAAAGUUCUGCCGCGGAAGAACUUCGAUUUUACUGUUCUACAUUAACCUCUUUUUAAGGAUGACAAUUGACGAAAGAAAUAGUUGUAUAGGAUAUGUUAAGUAGUAUUCCUUUUAAAAAUUUAAUCUGCAACAUAAUAUUGGUAUAUCACUACUAGUUGAAUAGUACUUUUCAUAGUAAAUUAAAAAUGCAAAAUACUUUGGAAUCUCGGCUUAAUGCCUUGCACCGGAUAUCACAAGAAAAACUUGUGCAGAUCCUGGAUAAAAUUUCUGGAAAAAAAGAUUUAAUAAUAGAUCCUGUUCUAAUGAAAUCACUGGAUAGAAUAACUGGAGCAAAAGUUUUGAGGUCUCAUAAUGUGGAUAAAAUAUAUCGUCUUGAGAAAACAAGUGUACACUGCAAAAACUUGAACUGGGUAUAUCUUCUACAUUCAAAUCUUAUCACAGCCAAAUGUGUUUGUGAUCAGAUAAAUAGUGAACUUUCAAGAAGUGAUCAAUAUAAGUUUUAUAUUAUUCUUGUUCCGUGUGAGUUAGUGUCAAUUCAACAUUUGAUUGAGGAAGAAGGAUUAUAUGACAAGAUUAUUGUAUAUUGCUUUCCAUGGGAACUUAUCCGUUUAGAUAGCAGAGUUCUUUCAUAUGAGCUUCCUGAUAUUUUUCAAAAGUUAUAUGUAGAUGGUGACCAGUCUUUUCUACCUCCAAUAGCACGUUCUUUAUGGUCACUCCAACUCCUUUUUGGAAAAUUUCCAUUAGUUCUUACAGCUGGAAGAUUUUCUUCACAAAUUUAUUCAAUGAUGGAUAUUCUCAUGAAUGAGUUGGGUAGCCCUGAUGGUUUUGAUUCAGAUAUUGGUUGUUUAUUUCUUGUAGAUCGAGAUGUUGAUUAUGCAUCGGUGUUAUUAACACCUGUUACUUAUCUAGGUCUGUUGGAUGAGGUGUUUGAAAUUCGAGGUGGUACUGUUGAAUUAGAUGCAAGGUUUCCUGGAAAUAAAAGUACUGUUAAUUUCCAGUUAAGUGGUGAUGAUGGCAUUUACAAUGAGAUUAAACACAGAUACUUUUCAAAUGUUUAUUCAUUUCUUAGCAGAAAAGUAGGUGAGCUUCAAGCAGAAUCUGAUCGAAGACAAAAGAUGACCACCCAAGAUAUGAAGCAAUAUGUAGAAACAGAACUCAAGAAAGUUAUUAAUAUGAAACAAGCCUUGUCGUAUCAUAUAGGAGCAUGUGAAGCUAUAAUAGGAGAAUUAGGCCAUAAAUUUGAAGCUCUGCACCGAACAGAACAAAAUAUUUUAGAAGGUAAAAAUAAGUCUGAGACUAUUAGUUAUCUGGAAGACUGUUUAGCUACCCAGGCUUGUGAUAAAUUUUCUUUAAUAAGAUUACUUUGUCUAAUGUCACUUACUCAAGAUGGGCUGACAAAAGAUGAAAUGAAUACUUUCAAAUCUCAAUUUUUACAUUGUUAUGGCUAUGAACACUUAACAUGUUUUUACAAUUUAGAAAAGUUAGGAAUUUUUAUACCACAAAGUUCUAGCCUAAGUGAAUCAGCUGGCAAUUUGGCUGGUCGGGUUGCCCAAGCAGUAUCUCUGCCAAAACGAUUCAGUGCUUUUAGAAGCAUGGCAUAUAAACUCAAACUUUUCCCUGAUUACUCUGACGAUCACGAUGAUUCUAAAAUGCCUAAAGAUAUGAGUUAUGUAUUUAGUAGUGCUUAUACUCCAGCUGUGUGUCAGUUGAUUCAAAUGAUUAUCAAUAAGGGUAAACAACCCUUAGAAGAAAUCUUGAAAUUACUUCCAGCUGCCACACUUGCACGUAGAGAUUCUUCAAGUACUCCAAGGACGUUUUUAGUGUAUUUUGUUGGUGGAGUUACGUAUGCUGAAAUAGCAGCAUUUGAACUUCUGGAGAAAUUAACUGGUGCUAGAAUUGUUGUGGGAGCUACAAACAUAAUUAAUGGUAAAUCGCUUAUAAAAAGUUCUUUGUAGAAUUAAGGUGAAAUCCAACAUUCAUAAUACGAUCCAUUUGUAUUUUAUUUGAUUCUGAAGUUUUACACACAUUUAUUUUGGGAAAGGGACUGUAUGUAUGUAUUGUUUUGAUUGUGCAUUCUGAAAGAAUGAUGUUACCAACGAGAAUUAUCAGAGAAAGUUUUAUAACAAAUUUAUAAAAAGGUGUUUUAUAAUCAUUAUAAAAAUUUUAUAUUUAACAGGCAGCAGCCUAAUUUGUACAAAAGAUUUAUUGUAUAUUACAAGUUAUUAUCAGAUGUGUAUUCUUGUCUUUAGCAGCCAUUGAAGAAAUCACAAGGCAUUUACAUGUACAUAUAAUCAGUUAUUUGUCAUUCUAUUGUAUUUAAUAAUUAUCAUUACUCCUAAAAAUUAUCAGUGAAAUUGAAUUGCAGUCAUACAUACACACAUGUAUACAACCUGUAACAGAGUCCCUCUGAAAAAUCAACCAAUAAAGAGUGGAUCUUUUGAUGAAUUGUACAAGAGGCAAUAUAUAAAUCAUUAAUAUGUAUAUAUUUACAUUAAUACUGACCUCAGAUGUAUCUAGCUUUUUGUGCUCUCCCAGAGUGAUACUUCGUUCAUUGUAGAAAUCUUUCCUGAAUGGCUACAUGCUGAAGAGUUGUGAUAAGCGAAUAUUAUGAUAUCGAAAGCCUUAGUAAAAUUGAUAUAAAUUAUUUAUAUAAUUAGGGUAGCAACACGCUGAUAUACACAUCUAAUCUUAAAAUUUUAGGCAUGGAUAAUGUGCAUUUAUAAUAAUUUGUGUUUGAAUUAUCCAUGGUAUAUUCAUUUAACGUCAAAAAUCAGUUAAAAUCGGAGUGUGAUUUGCAGUGAGAAAAGUGUGUAAUUGGCAUGAGUUUUUGAGUUCUGGCUUAAAAUAAUCCAAGUUUGCUAUAAGAAAUCACUCUGAUUUUAAACUCCUAUGUUUCAUAUAAAAUGGCGCUUUGAUAUUCAAGAGCUGUAGUUCUCUAAGCAGGAUGUCGAAGAAGGUUAAGUUCGUAUCUGAAGUCUGUCUUCAGUUAGUGAAUUAUUUUCCAGUUUACCAGUAAUGUAUUGUACAAUUUACUGAUUUUAAUCGGUGCAAUUCUGACUUCUAAAGCCACUGCAUUACUAACAUGUUAUUGAUCUCGUACAAUAAUUUUGUAGUUGAUUUCAAUAUGUUUGACAUUAUGUCCAUUAAAGAUACGGGUCUGUAUUUGUUAACAUUUGCUCGAUUUUCACUUUUCACCUCGGUUGUGAUGAAGCUCUUUCCAGGAAGAACUUUCUUGAAGUGAUUUUGUAAUGGCAGUUAAAUUUUUUUUUAUUAAUGAUGAGGAAAUAUCAUUUGGACCUUUUUUGAUAUGAAAAUCGUAAUGAGGUAAAAAUCUUUUGUUUGACUAAUUACAACUUUUCCAAAAAAAAUGAAGAAUCAAUGGUAUAAUUUGUAAAAACCUUACAUUACCAUUAUCAGUACAGUAUUCUGCUUCAAAAUACUUCACGUAUCAUCUUACUACCUCUUGUCCAAAAUAUGCUAUUUUAUCCUCUUAGAAAAUGGUACUUUGCAAGCUAUCUCAUUUAGAAAUUCCAGUAUUCUUUUAUACCUGAUGAGUCUACCCUUUAAUACUUCAUUUACUUUAUAUUUAAAUGUUGGUCGAUAUUAACAAAAUAAUAAUAAUCACUACUCUAUAAACUGAAGAUACUAUUUGCGUUUAAAUUUUUGGAAUGUAUGCUAAAUAAUCAGUAUUUAAUUUAAAUAAACAGUUAAGAUUCUACAUUACUUUUAAAUUCAUUUAGAUGUUUUAAACUGACAAGCUAAAAAGCUAAUUAACUACUAUCCAUUUAAAGUUUGCUAAUUUGAAAAUUAAUUUCUUGAGUUUUUGCAUGUACAGAGUUGACUAAUUAUGAUCUCUAGGAACUGUGCCAUAUUUGGGUUGUCUGACAUAGGUCAAUAUCAUGUAUAAUAUCAAAUAUUUUUAUAAAGGAAUAAUACAAAAAGUUACACCUUGUAUUUUAUUAUACUUACAAUUCACAAAUUAUUCUGAAUUUAUUGAAAAUCACUAGACGUAAUAAAUUUGCAAAAUUGAUUAGUUUUAUAUAUACUAUCAAAAGUUUCAGCAAAUCGAAUGUAUGCUUGUAGUUGCUUUUGAGGAAAGUAAUUGAUAGCUAUAAUGAAAGUUAUAAAUGUAAUGUUUGUUUUGUGUAAUUAUAUAAUGCCAUCAUGUUCUUGAUCAAUUUACUGGACCUAGUCACAAAUUCCUUGUUACAGCAUAUGUGACUAAAGUUGUCAUAACUAGGUAAAGUCAAUCCCUCUAUGUAGCCAUUUCAGGGAAGGUGAAAAUAUUAACCUAAUAUUGAGAAUAGGUAACAUUGACCUUAAACCUGAUUUUAGCAUUGAAGAAAUACUUUUGAAAUGAUUCUGGAAUAAAUUUACUUAAACUAAGAUUUUGUUGUAAAAGUGAAACUUGAUUGAACAUGUUAAUGUCAACUUAUUUCACUAAUAUCUAUUACUCACCUGCUUCCAACAUUUGAAGUUUUAAGUGGUCUUUCAAUAUGAAGUAGAAUUUAAAAAAAUUGCCUUUUCAUGGACACAAGUUAAUUUUCUAUCCUUUAAUCUGGGCCUACAUCAUAUUAAACAAAAUUUGUUCAACAAAAAAGUUAAAUAAAGGGGAUUAUUGGAACAUGAAUAAAGUGACAAAAUUAAAUUUAGAAAACUUUUAUGAGAAAUAUUACAAAGCUGAGCAAAUUAUAACAAUCAAACAGAACAAAAACACAUCAGAUCUAUAAAUAGUUAUUAAACAAGUAUUGAACAAUUAUCACAUCUUUCUUAUAAACAUAUGCCAUAACCUUUGAGGCUAUAAAUGUAAUACUGUAAAUUUUAUGCACAACAGUACUGGUAACUGAUGACUAAGUCUUAAUUGUAUCACACAAGUAUACAAUAUAUACAUAAAAAUUGGCAGGUACAUAUGGACCACAAAAUUCUUAAUCUUUCAGAGAUAUCAUGUACCUUCACUCAAUUGAUUCCUUCCCUAAAAAUUGGUUAAGAGAAAGCUGCUUACGGAAUUGAGCAAAUAUUAAAUUAUGUGCAAACUGUCCAUUUAAAAUUUCUGCUUCUGAUGCACACCGAUUGCAACUAACGAUUAUGU
Molecule: messenger RNA, 5297 nt
Organism: Gryllus bimaculatus (two-spotted cricket)
Lineage: Eukaryota; Metazoa; Arthropoda; Insecta; Orthoptera; Gryllidae
Source: the annotation of a GenBank genome assembly